Molecule: messenger RNA, 984 nt
Organism: Lates calcarifer (barramundi perch)
Lineage: Eukaryota; Metazoa; Chordata; Actinopteri; Centropomidae
Product: olfactory receptor 146-like
Exons: 1
Coding region: 1-984 (327 amino acids)
Biological process (GO): G protein-coupled receptor signaling pathway
Cellular component (GO): membrane
Molecular function (GO): G protein-coupled receptor activity; olfactory receptor activity
Source: RefSeq, a predicted model, not a curated record
AUGGAGUUAUUCAACUCAGCUCUUGGCAAAAACAUCACCUUUGUGCGUCCUGCAUUUUUCAUAAUAAGUGGAUUUAUUGGCGUACCUAAUGUCAAGUUCUACUAUGUGUUUCUCUUUUUUGUUUAUAUUGUUUCAGUGGUGGGAAACACAGCUGUAAUGGUCGUGAUAUACUUGGAUCAUAAUCUGAGAACUCCAAAAUAUGUUGCAGUUUUUAACCUAGCAUUUGUGGACCUGUUAGGUAACUCUGCUCUGGUGCCGAAGGUUCUUGACAUCUUCCUGUUUAACCACCAUAACAUCUCCUACAAUGACUGCUUGACAUUCCUUUUUUUCUGCUACACCUGUCUUUCAAUGCAGUCAUUUAAUCUGGUUGCACUCUCCUAUGACAGACUAAUAGCUAUCAUCUUUCCACUGCACUAUCAAGUGAAAGUGACUCACAGAUUCAUGUUGUCAUUGAUUGCCUCUUUCUGGGUCUUGACCAUAAUUGCUGUACUCAUUACAGUUGGCCUUCUUUCAAGACUUUCGUUUUGUGAAUCUGUUGUUAUUAACAGCUAUUUCUGUGACCAUGGCCAGAUUUACAGGCUUGCGUGCAACAACAGUUUCCCCAAUUAUGUCAUUAGUUUUUUGUUUCCAGUCCUUAUUUUCUGGCUACCACUUGUUUUUAUCUUGUUAAGUUACCUAUAUAUUGGCUGUACUUUGGCUAAAGUGGCCACAGUUCAACAAGGACUCAAGGCCUUUAAAACCUGUGUAGGUCAUCUUUCACUAGUGGCAAUCUAUUUCAUCCCACUGUUAAUCACCUUUACCUUGAUGGAAAAAAUACAUCCAAAUGCCAGGAUCAUAAACCUGUCUCUCACCUCUGUCUUUCCUCCCAUGUUGAACCCAAUCAUUUAUGUUCUGCAGACACAAGAAAUCAGAGAAUCUUUGAAAAGGUUGUUAAAAAUCAGAGGGAAAUCCAAAAUAUCAAUGAAAAAAAUAAGCAUAAUGUGA